Molecule: messenger RNA, 333 nt
Organism: Peronospora matthiolae
Lineage: Eukaryota; Oomycota; Peronosporomycetes; Peronosporales; Peronosporaceae
Source: the annotation of a GenBank genome assembly
AUGGCGGACGUGACUACUGCGGCAGAGAGUGAGGUUGCGGAGGAUGUGGUGAGACCAUCAGGACCGACGAAAGUCACGCUGCAGUUUGUAGCAGUAGGCAAUGCACCACUGAUGAAGCGCACGAAAUUUACCGUGAGCGGUCACGACCAAUUGAGUGUGGUGUAUCGAUUCUUGAGGAAACAGCUUCGGCUGAAAGACACCGAGUCCCUGUUUGUGUAUUGCAGCAGCUCGUUCGCACCGUCUCCGGAUCAGAGACUCAGCUCAUUAUUUCAGUGUUUCCAAGUGGGAGACGUGCUGGUGCUAAAUUAUAGCUUGACACAGGCGUGGGGGUAG